GUUGUCAUUUGUCAAAACACUGACCAAGUCGGAAAUAGAAAUGAAUAAAUCUCAAUACAGUAUUAUUAAAAAGUUUAUUUGAAAAUGUUGAAUAAUAUACCAGUUGAAUUUCGUAAAUUUAAUCGUCACCGGUCGUAUUUAAAAAAAAUAUUAAGAGAUACAAAUUGUGCUAUAGAAGAUAUUAAAAAUGGACAAGUUUUAGAUGAAAUAAAACAACAAUUAACUUUUUGCACUGUGGAGACGUUGCAUAAAGUGUUGGAUAACACCCCAGCAUUCGUUGUACUUGGUCAAACUUGUUUUGGGAAAGCUUUAUUUGUUAAUUUUUUACUCAAUUAUAAACUUUUACCACAAAAACUCAAAUCUAAUUGGAGAUGGGUAAAAAUCAGUUAUGGUAUACGUAAAUCGUUACGAUUAACCUUAGGUUCAGAAUAUGAGAUUGUUGAUUCAUUAAAGUCAUUGCAACAACCUUGGACUGGUAUAGCAGAAGAUGAUUUAAAACGUGAUAAUUCAGAAUCUCCAACAGAUCAUUGUCCCACAAUAGAAGUUGAAAUUCCAGCAGAAAUUUUAAAAGAGAAUAUAAACAUUUAUAUUCCGCCCGAUUGCGGUUCAGAUGAAUUACAAAAAGUACUCUCAAAACAAUUAGACUCGAUUUACCCAAUUUUUAUCUAUGCAGUAACCGAAAAUGCGCUCACCGAAUCUGAUAUUCAUAAUAUUCGCGUUUUAAAACAACUUUAUUCUGAUGCCGCGAUUAUAUUUCUUAGGAUAGGUUUAUUAGAUAAUAAAGAUCCCGUGGGGUUAAAUAAAAUCAUGAUCGAUCUUAAAACGCAAUUAUCACGGCUCGGUUUUUUACCUGAUUAUCCACAAACGCCAGAUUUAUCCAUUCGAAAAGCGCUUUGUUCUGAGUGUAUGGUAGAAAACGAAGUAAUUAGUUAUAUUCAGAUUAAAGAUCAUUUGCAUUUGUUCGUAAGAAACGUAUUAAAAGCGUAUCUAUUAAAGCUAUCUGCGUUAUUAAGCGAAUUACAUAACGUUUGCCUUCGAAUUUUUAUUCUAUCCGCUUUCGAUAUGGCGAGAGAGAUCCAAAUUACUCCUCGAAGAAUCCAUUACGCCCAAGAUGUUGAGCAAAAACUUUUUAAAUCACUUAUGGAUAUUGCUCUUAUCAGGCAAACUGAAAUGGUUAAAAUUAUCCAGGAUUCUCUAGAACAGAUGAGGAAUAAUAUUGAUGUUGUUUUAGAUGGAUAUGAAUAUCAAGAAAACGAAAUAAAAUUUGAAAAAGUAGCAACCAUGGAAAUUCAUCAUUUAGUUUUUCAAAAACUAACAAACAUCGUCGCGUCACGUUUAGUACAUUCCGUCGGUUACUUGCGUGAAAGUUACACAGGAACCCUCCAAAGAUGUCUCGAAAGCUUGGAGAAAAACUGUCAUGAACUCGAAGGUAGUCUACUCGCAUCCGACGCUGUUAAACAAAUCGUUAACGCUGCGUAUAACAUAGACUUAAAAUCGUUUGCGACUUUCUCCCUCGUCCAAUCUUUCGUUGAUCGGCUUCGAAAAUUGGUACAAAACUUCCCGUUCAAAUGGCACACGUGCUCCCAAAAAGUCCGAUUCGAUCGCGAAUGGCAACGUCAAGUAAUCUUAGAACUUUUAGAUUCGCUUAGUUACCACAGAUUGGCGAAGACGAUUUCAUCCCAAUUUCAAGAACACGUUAAAUCGUCGCACGAGGCGUUUCAUUCCGCUAUGAGAUUAAUCGAAAACCAGUUAUCUGGACAACUUGAAGAGACUGAAGAGCAACGAAUCGAUAUUCGUAAAAGACUGGCACCGAAAUUUGCAAGGCUCGCCCUUGAAAGUACGUCGUUAUGUGAUCUUAUACGCUGGGGGAUGCCCAGACAAAUUGUUGAAAUCGGUAGAGGACAAUAUGGAGUUGUUUUUGCGUGCGAACCCUGGGGUGGAGUACAACCUUGUGCUGUUAAAUCAGUUGUACCACCAGAUGAAAGACAUUGGAAUGAUUUAGCGAUGGAAUUUUAUUAUACCAGAACAAUUCCGGAACAUCCUCGGAUUGUAAAAUUAAGAGGAUCAGUUAUUGAUCAUAACUAUGGAAAUGGUUGUCUCUCGGCUGUGUUAUUAGUUAUGGAGAGGAUGAAACGAGAUUUAUUCUGCGCGUUGAAAGAUGGUCUCACAUUUAUCCGCCGCAUUCAAAUCGCUAUUGAUGUUGUUGAAGGAAUCAGAUAUUUGCACUCCCAAGGUCUUGUUCACAGAGAUGUUAAACUAAAAAAUGUUUUAUUGGAUGGAAAUGAACGCGCAAUGUUAACAGACUUCGGAUUUUGCAUACCGGAGGCUAUGAUGUCUGGUAGCGUAGUUGGUACGCCCGUUCACAUGGCACCGGAAUUACUUUCCGGGCGUUACGAUUCUAGCGUUGAUGUAUAUGCUUUUGGAGUACUUUUUUGGUUUUUAUGUGCCGGGCGGGUGGAGUUGCCGGGACAUUUUGAACAUUUUAUGAGUAAAGAACAGUUAUGGAAUAGUGUGAAAAAGGGUAUGCGACCCGAGUGUUUGCCAAAUUUUGACACGGAAUGUUGGAAUUUAAUGGAACAAUGUUGGGCGGCCGAACCGUGCGAGAGACCUUUGCUGGGUGACGUUCAACCCCAAUUGGAAGAUAUUCUCAAUAGGGCUACAAAAAAAUAGUUUAAAUAAAAUCUUUUUAUGUUUACAGAA
This is a messenger RNA of Onthophagus taurus, 2700 nucleotides long. RefSeq names its product dual serine/threonine and tyrosine protein kinase. The record is from RefSeq and is a predicted model, not a curated record. Gene Ontology annotation, cellular component: cytoplasm. Gene Ontology annotation, molecular function: protein kinase activity; ATP binding. Gene Ontology annotation, biological process: negative regulation of apoptotic process; positive regulation of ERK1 and ERK2 cascade; cellular response to fibroblast growth factor stimulus. NCBI's taxonomy places the organism in Eukaryota, Metazoa, Arthropoda, Insecta, Coleoptera, Scarabaeidae.